AUGACACAAGCUAAUUUAGGUCUUGCAGAUGCAUAUAUUAAUGGAGACUUUUCCCUUGAUGAUAAAGAUAACGGUCUUUUGAAUCUUUUUCUGUUGAUAGAAAGUACUGAAAUUGUAAUUGUAUUUUUAUGUCUUCAAGGAUUUAUGGACACCAAUUUCCUUACAACUGGUUUAGCAUCUGCAAAGUUCUUCUUUAAGCAUUACGUUAAGAAAAAUACUCUCACAUAAGCUCGUCGCAACAUCUCUAGACAAUAUGAUCUGAGUAAUGAACUAUUUGCACUAUUUAUGGAUGAAACAAUGACAUAUACAUGUGCAGUGUUCAAGAAUGAAGAUGAAGACUUAAGAUCACAACUGAGAAAAAUGUCUCUUCUCAUUGAAAAAGCUAGGAUAGACAGCACACAUGAAGUUCUUGAUCUCAGGUGCAGAUGGGAAAGUUUUGCCAUUGAAGUUGUCAAAUGAACUGGAUGCAAAUGUAUUGGCAUCACUUUAUCUAAGGAGCAAUUGAAAUUUGCAGAAAAAAGAGUUAGAUAUGCUGGAUUUCAAGAUCAUAUCAAAUUUCUACUGUGUGAUUAUCGUCAACUACCAAAGACAUUCAAAUAUGAUAGGAUUAUAUUUGCUGGAAUGAUAUAAGUAGUUGGUCAUGAAUAUAUGGAAGAGUUUUUCGGUUGUUGCGAAUCAAUAUUAGUAUAUAAUGGCCUUCUCUUUCUCCAAUUUAUAUCAUGUCCGGAUGAGUCUUAUGAUGAGCACAAGCGUAGUAGUGAAUUUAUAAAGGAAUAUAUUUUUCAAGGGGGAUGCCUACCCUCCCUAAGUAAGGUAACAUCAGCCAUGACAGCUGCAUCAAGACUAUGUGUGGAGUAUGCUGAGAAUAUUGGAAUCCAUUACUAUCAAACAUUAAGGUUGUGGAGAAAGAACUUCAAGAAAAUACAGAAUGAAAUUUUGGCUCUUGGGUUCGACAAAAAAUUUAUUAGGACAUGGGAAUACUAUUUUGAUUAUUGUGCAGCAAGUUUUAAGUCACGAAUACUUGGAGAUUACCAGAUGAUUUUCUCGCAUCUGGCAACACUAAUACACUCAAAGAUCCAUACAGAAGUUGGCCCUCGGCAUAUUAAGAACAAGCCAUGA
Molecule: messenger RNA, 1119 nt
Organism: Arachis duranensis
Lineage: Eukaryota; Viridiplantae; Streptophyta; Magnoliopsida; Fabales; Fabaceae
Biological process (GO): lipid biosynthetic process
Molecular function (GO): methyltransferase activity
Source: RefSeq, a predicted model, not a curated record